AUGGCCUCCGCCGGCCCGAGUCAACUCGACCAACAGGUCCUCUCUUGCCUCGAGGCCACAUUGAGCCCCGAUGAGGCCACACGCCGUGCCGCCGAGGCACAGCUCCAGCAGCUCUACCAGCACCCUGAGGGUGGCCUGAGUCUGACGCGUAUUCUCGGCUCACACAGCGUUCCCCUCCCCCAACGUCAGAUAAGUAAGUACAUUUCAGUCCACUGGUACCCCGGAGCCGACGCGUACGAGCAGCCCACGACGCCUUCGGAGGUCAAGGAUGCCGUCCGCCCCUUGCUCCUUUCCGCUCUGUCCGACCCCGAGCGCAAGGUUCGCGCCGCCGCUGCGUUUGCUGCGAGCACCGUGGCACGCUUCGACUGGCCCGAGGAUUGGAGCAGUCUCUUGAGCUCGCUCAUCACCCUUCUCCAGACUGGCAACCCCGACGCCGUUCAUGGCGCGAUGCGCGUGGUCAUCGAGUUUGUCAAGAACGAUCUUAGCGAGGACCAGCUCCUCCCCGUUGUCCGCGACCUCGUCCCGGCCCUGCUUGCCAUUCUCGGCAACACGGCGUACGGCUUUGCCACUCGCGCCGAGACGGUCGCUGUGUACCGUCACGUUCUCACCAUGCUCACCACUGUGCGUGACGAGCACCCCGCCGCGGUCAAGAACGCUCUCGACCAGAUGGCGCCCGUGUGGUUCAACGCCUUCUCUCAGCUCCUUGGGGUCGAUGCCGCGGCCGAGGUCCAGGCGAGCUGGGAAAGCCUUGCUUUGCGUAUCCAGAUCUUCCGUGUUCUUCUCCAGUUCCAGGCCAGCUUCCCGCGCUACCUUGGCCCGCACGUCCAGAGCUUUGUCCGCAUGUCGAUCAUCAACCUCACCUCCCUUCUGCCGACGUUCAAUGCCUACUACAUCUCGACCGACCCUGACGCACCGUCGCCUCCCCAGCCAUCGCCUGAUGCUGCGUUCACGACCAAGAUGGACCUUGACGACCUGGCGUGUGCCAUCUUUGAGUUCCUCGAGCCCACUGUUCGCGUCAAGGAGGCCAAGGACCAGCUCGUCAACGCAGACAGUACCGCCGGUACUGCUGUGCUCGAGACCAUUAUUGGCCUGGUCCUCACCUACACUCAGGUGACCCGUGAGCAGGAGGAAGAGUGGAUGGAAGACGCCAAUGCGUUUGUCGAGGACGAGGAUGAGGACAACAUUGUCUACUCCCUCCGCAUUGUCGGCCACGACCUCAUGGGGUCUCUCAUUGACAAGUGGGCUCGCCCUGUCGGCAGCAUCGUCAAUGACAUUGCCAAGCGCCGCGUCCAGGAGUCUGCAAAGGCUAGCCAGACUGGCCAGAAGGACUGGUGGAAGCCCCUCGAGGCCAUGCUCGGUCUCCUUGGCGGCAUCGCCGAUGACCUCACCAUCCUCAUGGACGACGACAAGGACAUGGGCAAGCCGCUCACUCUCGACCUCCCGUUCUUCUUUGACCAGGUCAUUCCCGGCCUACUCUCGCAGUCUAACGCUCCUUUCCUCCAGGGCCGUGCUUUCGUCUUUGCUUCGCAGUUUGCCGGCCAGCUCCCAACUGCCGUCGCUGAGCAGUAUCUCGGAGCGGCUGUGCAGGCCCUCGCCGAGCCUUCGACCAGUGUGCCCGUCAAGAUCUCGGCCGUCAAGACAAUCAAGAACUUUUGCCGCCACGUUGACCAGAGCGUCAUGGGUCCUCAGGCUGGCAAGGUUCUCUCCCUCCUCGUUCCCAUCCUCCCCGAGACCUCCAGCGAGACGCUGUACCUCGUCAUGGAGACUGUUCACUCCGUAGUCUCGCUCGACAAGGCGUCACUUUCGGCAGAGAGCACCACCGCUAUUAGCGAGGCAAUCUAUUCCGAGUUCCUCAAGCACUCGACCGACCCUGUUCUGACCGCCAUUGUGACGGAGCUUGUCGAAGCCGUUUCCAACUCGCCUUCGCCUGCUGUUGUCUCUUCCCUUGUUUUGUUCUUUGCGCCCAAGCUUGCCGCUGUCAUCACUUCACCUGUUGACGAUGAGACUGUCCACCUUCCUGCCGAGGCUGUGCAACUUGCCAACGCGCUCAUCAAGUCGCGUGGUGGACCGCUCGAGGCUGAGCUUAUCGGCACAGUUACUGUCGCCGUCAUGCAGGUGCUCCAGACCACCGACGACAUGGACGUCAUCCAGCAUGGCAUGAUCCACCUCACCCUUGUUGUGCGCAAGGACUGCGACAAGCUCAUUCAGUGGCGUGACCCCAACGGCCGUAACGGUAUCGAGGUCAUCUUUGGCCUCCUCGCGCGCUUCCUGGCGCCCACGUUCUCCGAGUCGGGCGGCGUCUUCAUUGGCGACCUCAUCAUGCACCUUUUCCGCAAGGCCGGUGCCGUCAUUGCCCCCAUCCUUGGCGAGCUCCUCCAGGCUGUUGUCAACCGCCUCGCCACUGCCAAGCUGCCCUCGUUCAUCACCUCGCUCAUCAUCCCCUUUGCCUACCUGUUUGGCACCGAGUUUACUCAGCAGACCAUUGAGCUCCUCACGUCGUUCCCGGCUGUCACCGUGGCCGACGGAACCUCGGUUCCGGCUCUGAACCUCGUCCUCGCGUCGUGGUGCGAGCAGGCUGAGACCAUUACCGGUUCAUGGAACAUUCGAGUCAACGACCUUGGACUGUCCAAGCUCUUUGCUCUCCCCUCGGCCCCUCUUCGCUCGGUCCUUGUCCGUGGUGACCUGGUCAUUACCGACGCCAACCGUAACAAGAUUAUGACUCGCUCGCGCACCAAGCAGACCCCCAACCAGUACACCCAGAUCCCAUUCCCCGUCAAGACGCUCAAGCUUCUGCUCAAGGAUGUCCAGGCGGAGGGCAAGGUGACCGACAAGGACAAGAUCAAGGCCGCUGGCCUUGACGUUGCGGAGGAUGAUGGCGACGAGGAAUGGGACGACGACGACCUUCUCGGUGCCUCCAACCCGGCCGACGAGUUUGGCUUCCUCUCGGACUGGCUCGACGAGGGUGGUGGCGAGAACGAUGCUCAAGAUGACGAUGAGGAUCUCCGCCAAGACCCGCUCGCCCAGAUCGACAUGGGCAAGCACAUCACCGACGUUCUGCGCGAGUCCUACCUCUCCAACGCCAACGGCAUGCAUGAGAUGGUCGACGCUCUCGACGACACUGAAAAGGGCAUUCUCCGCGGUGUUCUCACCAUCGGUUAA
Apiotrichum porosum is the source of this 3159-nucleotide messenger RNA. RefSeq lists its product as uncharacterized. Gene Ontology annotation, biological process: protein import into nucleus. NCBI's taxonomy places the organism in Eukaryota, Fungi, Basidiomycota, Tremellomycetes, Trichosporonales, Trichosporonaceae. The transcript has 4 exons. The record is from RefSeq and is a predicted model, not a curated record. Bases 1 to 3159 code for a protein of 1052 amino acids. Gene Ontology annotation, cellular component: cytosol; nuclear envelope. Gene Ontology annotation, molecular function: small GTPase binding.